AUGGCUAACGACGAGGAAAACUCUUCCAUGAAAACGACGACGUUGCUGGUAACAGUGGAAGGUAGUAAUAGCGGCAUUGAUAGCGGUAUUGCGAGCAAUAACAACGUCAAUAAUGAAAUCAGUGAUGACGAAAAGGGUGGCAUUUUCGAGGUUGACCACGCUGAUCCCGCGAACCUGACAUUUCUCAACUCCCUGAAGCGAUUCCCCAGAGUCGUCGGUUAUAUCCUGGCUGCAUGCCCCGGUAUAUUGCUCUAUGGAUUCGACAUGGUCAUCGUCAGCACCCUGACUGCAAUGCCUGAGUUCCAACGUGACUUUGGUGAGGUUCGCCGAGGAAAAGCCAUUAUCCCUUCUGCAUGGCUAGGUGUAUGGACUGGUGCUGCAUCCAUCGGCAACGUAGCUGGAGCAGCCAUUGCUGGCUGGGUUGCUGAUCGCUUCGGCCGCCGCUCCUCGCUCAUGUUUGGCGCGCUGCUAUCCAUCAUUGGCAUUGGCAUUUGCUUUUCAUCUGCCUUCGCAGCCGAUAUCGACACCCGCCGAGGCACAUUCCUGGUGGGCAAGAUUAUUGAGGGCUUCGCGGGGGGAGUGGUGAUCUGUGCCGUGCAAAUAUAUACCUCUGAAAUUGUGACGCGUGCGCUGAGGGGCCCCAGCCAGGCACUGCUGCCCGCGAUGGUGAUGGCGGGGCAGCUUAUCGGGGCCUUGGUUGUGUUUGCUUGUUUGUCCCGAAAGGGGUCGGAGGGUUAUCUGAUCGCCGUGGCGUCGCAGUGGGUGCUUUCUUUUCUGCUGGUUGGUAUUGCCAUUGUUAUCCCGGAGAGCCCCCCACAUCUUAUCCGUGUGGGUAAAAUAGACCAGGCGCGCGAGUCGCAGCGACGUCUUCACCGCAAGGAUGUUGAUACGGUUAAGAUGGUUGAUAAGCUUGUUGAGAUUCUGGAGCAGGAGCGGGAGACGGUGAAGAAGGACGGCUCGCAGGUGCGGUUCAUCGAUUGCUUCAGAGGGACUGAUCUGCGGAGAACGAUUAUUGUGCUAGUUUGCCACAUUAUGCCGCAGAAUUUCGGGCUGGGUUUGCUCGCCAAUGCCAGUUACUUCGCCCAGACCCUUGGCAUUGCGCCUGUUGUGAGUGUUGUGUUGUUGGAGGUGGGUAUUGCUGUAGGCCUGAUCGCAAAUAUCAUCGCUGUAUGGACACUCUCCUUUGCAAGGCGGAGGCCGCUCAUGCUCUGGACGCUUGGCCUCACUGGGUUGGUUUGGGGCACAAUGGGAAUUUCUGGGUGCUUUGAUAGCCCCGUGACGAAAUGGUGGGCCGCCGCAAGUAUGGUAAUUAUCAUUUUUGUUUGCGGGAACGGAGUCUGGCCCGCCUCUGUCCUUGCUACGGCAGAGACUUCCUCCCUUCGACUUCGCGGUAGGACUCAGGCAAUCGGCUGGGCUGUGCACGGCAUCUACGCAUGUUCGUUUGCGGUUAUCUUGCCGUACAUUUACAACACCGACAAAGGCAAUCUUGGAGCCAAGAUAGGGUUUGUGUUUUUCGCUCUGUCUAUGUUGAGUUGCUAUAUCAUUUGGUUCUUUGUGCCAGAGAUGGGACGGCGGUCGCCUGCUGAAUUGGAUCUGCUCUUUGAACAUAGGGUUCCCACCAGGGAUUUCUUGAAAUGGUCAGCCGAGAGGAAUGGCCGUAAAGCUGAUACUGCACCUGUAACUGUCAAUGUCGUUAGCAACGAGAGGAGGGAGAAUGAGAGUUCUGAACAUGUCGAGAUAGUGAGCAAGUAG
Messenger RNA from Histoplasma capsulatum G186AR, 1752 nucleotides. Its product is annotated as maltose permease. Gene Ontology annotation, cellular component: membrane. The coding region runs from base 1 to 1752 and encodes 583 amino acids. Lineage: Eukaryota; Fungi; Ascomycota; Eurotiomycetes; Onygenales; Ajellomycetaceae. The transcript is spliced from 3 exons. The record is from RefSeq and is a predicted model, not a curated record. Gene Ontology annotation, biological process: carbohydrate transport; transmembrane transport. Gene Ontology annotation, molecular function: carbohydrate:proton symporter activity.